GAUCAGAACCAGAAAAGGAAAAAUGAAGGCUGCCGUAUUUGCAUUGGUUUUGAUAUGCCUGGGAAGUUCAUGGACAUGUGCAGGAUCCCAGCCUCUUGAUAGCAGCUCAACAAAUGGCGUCCAGAAGUUUAGCCGUCGUUAUGCUGAAUCAACCAUUGCAAGUGACAUCAGCAAAAUUGUGGACUCGAUGGUUCAGAAAAACUUUGUAAACUAUUUGCUCAAUCAGAGAGAGAAGAAGAGCGAACCAACUAUGGCAGAUGAUUCAGACACUCGCAUCUUCAAUGACCUGCUGAAAAAAGAGUUUGUGAUGUUGGUUCAGAGUAAAGCCGAUGCCUUCAAGAAUCAAUGAAGCUAAACAGGACGUGUCUCUAAAGCAACCUGGAGAACCAACCCUCGAAUUUGAAGAGCAAAGGAGUGU
Messenger RNA from Rhinichthys klamathensis goyatoka, 418 nucleotides. RefSeq names its product gastric inhibitory polypeptide (gene gip). NCBI's taxonomy places the organism in Eukaryota, Metazoa, Chordata, Actinopteri, Cypriniformes, Leuciscidae. Gene Ontology annotation, cellular component: extracellular region. The transcript has 5 exons. Bases 23 to 349 code for a protein of 108 amino acids. Gene Ontology annotation, biological process: regulation of insulin secretion; response to glucose; response to starvation. The record is from RefSeq and is a predicted model, not a curated record. Gene Ontology annotation, molecular function: hormone activity; glucagon receptor binding.